AAAUCUGAAGAAAAGGAUGAAGAUUUAAAGAAGACAGAAGGUAUAAGACAAAAAAUUGGUCCUGGAAAAGAUGAAGAAGUGGAAACAAUCAUCUACAUCGAACCGAUCGUUGAUGGUGCAAUCCCUAGUGCUUUAGCUUUUAAACAGCUCGAACAAAAUAUGAGCGAUCUGCAACAACAGUUCCAAGCACUGGAAGAAUUAGCGAAGACACCAGAACUUAUCGAGCGUUUAAAAGGCAAAAUCACGGAUCCCUUGACCGAUGUUUGGCAAAUUAUUAACAUCACCAAAAGAUUAGACGCUAGUGAACAAGGUAUUGAUAAGUUAACGAAAAUGGUACAAGACGUAAUGAAAGGUGACAUAAGCCUAGCGACAACCGAGAUAUCGAAGUUGGAAGAAAAAAUAACGCAUUUGGAAAGCUCUUUAAACAAUUUGGAAAAUGUCGUUAAGAAUUUGCAAGUGCUCGCAAGCGAAUAUGCCGCAGAGAUGGAACAAGAAAUCGAAAAAGAGAUAAUGGAAGGUGUACCGGAGGAGCCUCAUCCACCGGCGGCUCAACGAAUUUCGUUAAGCGAGCUCCUGGGUGGAAUAGAUAUAAAAGAAAUGCACAAAGACGUGGCUACGUUGCAGGAGGAGGUUAAUCAAAUAAAGAAUGAUUUGAAGAAUUUAGAGAACGAGUUCGGCCAAACAAAAGAUGAAUUCGUCACUAAACUAGAUAAAAAACAAAAAACUAUGCAAACACUGAAGGAGCAGCUCGAAGAAGUAGCGCAAGAAGCUAAGAAAAAAAUAGAGAUUGCAACUGAAAUAAAAGCAAUGGAAAAAGAGUCUAAAGGAGAAGAAUUUAAGGAAACGCCUAAAGAAACGCCUAAAGAAACGCCUAAGGAAACGCCUAAGGAAACACCUAAGGAAACACCUAAGGAAACACCUAAGGAAACACCUAAGGAAACGGCUAGGGAAACACCUAAGGAAACGCCUAAGGAAACACCUAAGGGAACCCCUACAAAUUCCCCAAAACCAGUGAAAGAGGAAAAAGGGGUAAAUUCGGAGGAAUUGGAGGCCGUGAAAGUACGAAUCUCAAAAUUAGAAAAGGAUGUGAUGAACUUGCACGAGAAAGUAGAGAGUACACAAAUAAUCGAGGCUGGCAAUCUCGAGAAUUUGGCGUCCAAGGUUCAGGAAAUGCAAGCUGAUGUGGAGAAAUUGACCCAAACUACAGAUAAUUUGAUGGAUGAACGCGAAACUCGCGAGAUGAAUUUCAACGCGUUACUAGAGCAAGUAGAACUUUUGAAAACGAUUAAAGCUGAUAGAGAAGAUUUGGAGGAGGCGCUUGCCGAGAAAGCUGAUGCCCAGGCGAUACACAGAAAGGUGUCUUACGACCAAUUCGAUGCGGCUUGCGAUGAUCUCGCUCACGGUCUCGAGGACGCGAUCAAUAAAUUAGGGCAACAGGAAAUGAUAUUGCAACAAGCUCUAGACGAAGUGCAAAAGGAGAUCGAGGGUAAAGUAGACAAGAUCGAGAUAUCUCCGUUGAAGGAGUUCGUGAACCAGCGACUGAAGGUGCUUCAAGAUAAGCUGAAGAAGGUAGCGGAAGCGAGAGAGGAAAUCGAAGCUGCUGGAACGAAAAAGUUGCUUAGGGAUGUUCAAUGCAUAUCCUGUGACAAAGAUGUGGUCAUGAGAAUGGAUGGCGUUCCCAGAUUUAAAGUAGAAACAUUACCAUGCACUACAAGCAUGAAGCCAUAUCUGACCUACGAGUUGGAUCAAGUUAGAAAGCAGCACAGAAAAUUGCCCCAUAGCAGAAAUAUGAUUCAAUUCGAGGCAGCUAUUCAAGAAGAAGCAAAGAAACAGAGGAGUGCAAGAGCAGAGGCUCUUGUAAAGACUCCUAGAGAUCAUCUAUGCAAUCGAUACUGCGGCGGUAGUCACACGAUUACGACUCCACAGCAGAGAGUAAUGCGAGUGGGCCAUUUCCUCACUCAGUGGGGGCCGGAAAUAAUUCAGCUGACUGAAGGGAUGAUAAAGGGAACGGAUGGUAGAAUGUACAAAAGUCGGCGUAUGCCAGAAAAAAUCGAUGUUUGUGGGCCUACAUACUGCGACUUGCCAUCGGUAAUAGUUCAUUAUCCAUGCACUUUCCAGCUUCGAAAGAUAACGGAAGAUAAUUGGAUUUCAGGACAGACAGUCGGCGAUUUCCGUGAACUCCUCUAUACCACCGCAUAAACUGCCUCCUGAGAAAAUGAUGUCUCCUACCACAAGUAGAACGAAUAGACAUUUUUAUUUUGUUUUCUUUCAAAACAAUUUUCUUAUUACAUCUAUUAUAUGUGAAUCCGUGCAUUUAAAUAUAAAAUAUUCCGUUGCUGUAUUUUUUUAUUUUCUUAUGUAUAUUUUAACAAUGGAAAGGAGUAAAGAGGUUCA
Messenger RNA from Apis dorsata (giant honeybee), 2394 nucleotides. Its product is annotated as glutamine-rich protein 2-like. The record is from RefSeq and is a predicted model, not a curated record. The annotation marks the transcript as partial. The transcript is spliced from 8 exons. NCBI's taxonomy places the organism in Eukaryota, Metazoa, Arthropoda, Insecta, Hymenoptera, Apidae.